AUGGAGCUCGAACUUUUCUGGAUCCUCACCGAAGAGCUGCCCGCCCCUUCGGGGGAAGAUGUGCAAGAUGAGAUCGAAAGAACGUGUCUCAAUGCAUUAGUGGCCCGUUGGGAGAAGGCUAAUGGCUCAGCCCUAGCAUGCCUCUUGGCUGCCCUAUCGAACAGGCUCUUCGACGUCUACAUGGGGUUCGAGGAAGCACAGAAGGUGUGGUCGGAGCUGAAUGACAAGUAUGCUAAAAACGACAACGACAAUGAGCCCUUCAUGGUGGCCAGUUACCUGAAUUUUUGUAUAGGAGAUGAUAGAUUAGUCAUGGAACAGAUCCAUGAGCUGCAGCUUAUCUUGCGAGAUUUAGGCCAGUAUGGUGGUGUCCUCCUUGAGAAUUUUCUAGUUAAUGCAAUCCUUGCCAAACUGCCCACUUCUUGGUGUGACUUUGUCACUGAGAAGUCCAAGGCUGGCUAUAGUGGGGUAAAGGCGUCCACUCAAGCUAACCUUGUCGAGCAUAAGAAUCAGCCUAAGAGGAAUGUGAAGAAAGAGAAGUCCAAGCCUAGAUUUUUAGGACCGAAGGCUAAUGCUAUGAAGAAGAAGAAGAAGCCCGAGAUUGUUUGCUACGUCUGCGGCGGGUUGAAUUGCUGUGAUCCCUUUAUGGCAAAUUCACCAGGUGCAGAUGGUCGAUCCAUUCUGAUGGAGAAUGGGGUUUCAACAGCAGUACACGAAGUAGGACAAGUGAGCAUAAAGCUGACUUCUGGCUAG
Molecule: messenger RNA, 750 nt
Organism: Phragmites australis (common reed)
Lineage: Eukaryota; Viridiplantae; Streptophyta; Magnoliopsida; Poales; Poaceae
Exons: 4
Coding region: 1-750 (249 amino acids)
Source: RefSeq, a predicted model, not a curated record